Molecule: messenger RNA, 1434 nt
Organism: Trichoderma asperellum CBS 433.97
Lineage: Eukaryota; Fungi; Ascomycota; Sordariomycetes; Hypocreales; Hypocreaceae
Molecular function (GO): arylsulfatase activity
Source: RefSeq, a predicted model, not a curated record
AUGGCUGCAAAGAAAAACAUUCUUCUCGUCAUCGCAGACGACAUGGGCAAGUCGCUUGGCUGCUACGGCGAUUCUACAAUAUCAACGCCCAACAUUGACCGUCUAGCUGCUGAGGGCACGUUAUUUGACAAUGCUUUCGCCAGCACAGCCUCGUGCAGCGGAAGCAGAUCCGUCAUCUAUACUGGGCUCCAUACACACCAAAACGGGCAAUACGGAUUGCAGCACAGCAAUCACCAUUUUUUGACCUUUGACCACAUCGAGACCGCUCCCAAGCUGUUUCAGACUUUCGGAUACCUCACCGGUAUUAUCGGGAAGAUUCACGUUGGCCCAGAUAAUGUGUACCCGUGGGAAGUGCGAAGAGAAAGCCCAAGCCGAGAUGUUGCUUGGGUCGCACAAGAAGCCGAUUCAUUCUUUCAAUUGGCAAAGGAAGACCCUCGCCCAUUCUUCCUAACAGUUGGGUUCAUGGACCCUCACCGUGACUCAACUCGCGGAGGAUUCGGCAACGGUGACGACAGCGUAUCGGGUCCAGAUGCCACAUAUGACCCUGCGAAGAUCACGGUACCCAGUUUUCUAAACGAUAUCCCGGAAGUCCGCCAAGAAAUGGCUGAGUACUAUCGCUCUGUUGGUCGGGUGGACAGAGGCUUUGGCUUGAUCAUGGAAGCUUUGAAAAAGGCUGGCUUGGACAACGACACGCUUGUUGUCUUGACAAGUGACAAUGGACCGCCUUUUCUCAAUUCAAAGACCACUCUGUACGACGCGGGUGUGAGAUUGCCUCUCAUUAUACGGCGGCCCCAAGGAAAACCUGCAAUGAAGAAUCCAAAUCUCAUUUCUUUCAUCGACAUUCUACCGACGUUUGUCGAUUGGGCGGGACACACUACUGCGACUUCGAUGUCAAACUCUCCACCUCGGCUAGGCCGUUCAAUUCUUCCAAUUAUUGACGAAACUAGUAUACAUGAUGACUGGUCUAGAGUAUUCGGAUCCCAUACUUUUCAUGAGGUCACAAACUAUUAUCCCACGAGAUUUUUGCGCACUUUGCGAUACAAGUAUCAUCGCAACAUAGCCUGGAAGCUUGACUUCCCCUUCUCAACCGAUCUUUACGCCUCUCUGUCAUGGGAGGGAAUUCGGAAUUCCCAAUUCCCGGUAAAAGUUGGGGAGCGAUCCCUGGAGGCAUACAUCCGCCGGCCUCCGGAAGAGCUGUAUGAUAUGCAGCAAGACCCAAGGGAGGUGGUAAAUCUUGCGGAUCGUCCGGAAUACAAAGAAUUACUUUUGGGAUAUCGACAAGAGUUAGAGGAUUGGCAGCGACUGACGCAAGAUGCGUGGCUGGUGCGAGAUGGAGUGUCGUUAUCGGAAAUGCAAGGACACAUAGAUGCGGGAUUGAAGAUCCCAAAUCGUUUCGAUUUCGACCUUGCAACACCAGGAAAUAAGGUGCUUUAG